Vombatus ursinus (common wombat) is the source of this 2429-nucleotide messenger RNA. RefSeq names its product zinc finger protein 135-like. Lineage: Eukaryota; Metazoa; Chordata; Mammalia; Diprotodontia; Vombatidae. Gene Ontology annotation, molecular function: RNA polymerase II cis-regulatory region sequence-specific DNA binding; DNA-binding transcription repressor activity, RNA polymerase II-specific. The coding region runs from base 315 to 2003 and encodes 562 amino acids. Gene Ontology annotation, biological process: negative regulation of transcription by RNA polymerase II. The transcript has 4 exons. The record is from RefSeq and is a predicted model, not a curated record.
CCCCUCCUCAGGCAGCCCCCCCGUUUCCUAGCCUCGCUGGCUGACGCCCUGGGUUUCCACGCCCUGCGUUUCUAGCCUCCGUGCAUUUGCUCAGGCUGUGCCGGGAAGGGCAUUCUCCGUCUUUGCCCUCGGAGCCUCAGCUCAAGGCUUGGCCCUUGGGAGAGCCCUCUGCCCUCCCCCUCCUCUGCAUCUUUGGUCCCCGUCACCCAGCCUUGCUCAUCUUAGUGACAGCCCGCCAUUUGUUCACCAGAGUGGACCUUAAGGCACGUGCUACUCCUGGCCAUUGUCCAGAUGAGGAAACUGAGGCUGGGGACAUGAGGCGUCCAACCCAGCUGGAGUCCCAUUCCAGGGAUUCCAGGGCCUCCUCCUCCCUGUUGGAGGCCCUCCUUGGUUUUGUAGCCCUGCCCGGGGCUACGGGGGGGAUGGCCAAGCCCUGGGGAGCUCCUCUCAUGGUGUGUUUUUCCUCUCCAGCUCCGCCUUCUCAACGCUCAAGAGAAGGGAGCUUUGCGGCAAUAGCCAUGGCCCCUUUGUUCCCCAGAUCCAGAGCCCACGAGGAGCCAGUGACCUUCCAGGAUGUGGCGGUGGUCUUCACACAGGAGCAGUGGGGAUACCUGGACCCUUCUCAGAAGGAGCUGUACCGGGACGUGAUGCUGGAGAACUAUCAGAACCUGCUCUGCCUGGGACUGGCCGUGUCCAAGCCCGAGGUAGUCUGCCAGCUGGAGCGAGGGGAGGCUCCUUGGAGGCCAGAGGGGAGAGUCCCAGGGAGCAGCCAUCCAGGUGGGGAGGUGAGGCCUGAAACCAAGGAGUCACCCCCAGAGCUGGGCAUUUCUGUGGAGCAGUCAUCAGGCCAGGACAGACUCAGGAGGCAUGGUCUCUGUGUCUCCAGCUGGAAAGAAGCCUGGGCACGUGGUGCCAGAUUAGGGAGGCAGCAGAGCAUUGAGGAGAGAAAUCCUCAGCAAGUAGUGAAGGGCCCUGAAUGGCACAAUUAUGGCCAGAGCUCCAGGCCAGAACCAAAGCUUUUCUCACAGCAGAGAGUGUCUAUGGAAAAAACUCUCCACAAGUGUGAUACAGAAUGUAGUAGAGUCUGCUCAAAGGAGAUAUUUUCUAAGUAUGAUGAAUGUGGGGAUUCCUUCAAUUCUAAAUCAGAGUGUAAUGAAUAUCAUGGACAACAUGCUGGAGAGAAACCAUGUGACAGAUGUGGAAAGACCAUUCCUCUUGGUCCAUUCAUUAAUUCCUAUCAGGCAACUGGUAUUGGAGAAAAAAAGCCCAAAUGUAACACAUUAGAGAAGACUUCUCCCCAGAUUGUACCACAACUGAUUGAGCAUUGGAGUGUUUGUGAACAUAGUGAAUAUGGGGAGCCUUUAACCCACGGUUCCUCUGUUACUUCGUAUCAAAGCGAUCAUAGAGAGAAGAAACCUGAUGAAUGUGGGAAGGCCUUCCUCCAGAGUGCACAGCUUCAUUAUCAGCAGAUUCAUAUUGGAGAGAAACCUUACGAAUGUGAUGAAUGUGGGAAGGCCUUCCGCUUGAAAGGACAGCUUUCUCGACAUCAGAGAAUUCAUACUGGAGAGAAACCUUAUGAAUGCAAGGAAUGUGGGAAGGCCUUCUGCCAGAGUGCUCACCUUGCUCAACAUCAGAAGAUUCAUACUAGGGAAAAAACUCAUGAAUGUAAUGUAUGUGGGAAAUCCUUCUGCCAGAAUGCACACCUUAUUCGUCAUCAAAGAAUUCAUACUGGAGAGAAACCUUAUGAAUGUAAUGAAUGUGGGAAGGCCUUCCACUUGAGAGAACUCCUUAUUCUACAUCAGAGUAUUCAUACUGGAGUAAAGCUUCAUAAAUGUAAUGAGUGUGGGAAGGCCUUCAACCAGAGAGGGCAUCUUACUGGACACCAGAGAAUUCACACUGGAGAGAAACCUUAUGAAUGUCAUAAGUGUGAGAAGACCUUCAGCCUGAAAGGGUCACUUACUCGCCAUCAGAGUAACAGAAGUCAUUCCACCUUUGGAAAUUAACCUACCUAGAGUUACACUAUACCUAUUAAAAAACAUUUAGAAUGCUCUGAGUGGAAUAAAGCAAGAGCUUCGUAGCUGGAAUGGAUUUAGUAUGUACCAAAUGGAUGGGUCAGGUAAAUAGAGGGUGCUUAGUGGCAUCGCUGUGCACUUGUUGAAAGGGCAGACGGAAGAAAGGCACAGGUUUGCAUUCAUUUUGUUGUGAAACCUAUGUAUGAUUCGUGAUUAUGGCCCCAUUUUGAAAACAGAAGACUAACAGUAGAUUGGGGGUUGGGAUCCAAGCCCUGCACAAGGAAAUGUCCUUGUCUCUGGGGUUGCUCCCAAAGUUAUCACUGCCAAGAACCCUGAGACACAAGGCUCUUCUGCUAAGUCAACCACAGGAAUUGAUGAGAAGUGAGAUUAAGUCAUUAAAAUGUAGCCUUUAGCAGA